Triticum dicoccoides is the source of this 693-nucleotide messenger RNA. RefSeq names its product cell wall protein DAN4-like. Bases 1 to 693 code for a protein of 230 amino acids. The record is from RefSeq and is a predicted model, not a curated record. The transcript has 2 exons. Lineage: Eukaryota; Viridiplantae; Streptophyta; Magnoliopsida; Poales; Poaceae.
AUGUUGCCAGGAAGGUUUCUCGGUCAGAAGAAGGUGAGGUCACUGGCAGGUCUGUCCACAACCCCAAGAACACCAACGCCGGCCGCUACCUCAAGACCUUCAACAACCGUGGAUCUGCUCGUGGCCUCAACAACGUCGCCGAGGGCUGCCAUGCCUGGGGCCUCGAGAUCGUCAGCAAGGGUGGCUUCCUCCACCGCAUCAAGAACGUCAGCAAUGGUAGUUCCGCCCGCAGGCUCAAGAAUAUCAGCUACGUCGGCUCAACCCGCUACCUCAAGAACGUCAACAACGGCAAAUCCAUAUGCGCCCUCAAGAUCUUCAACAACGUCAAAUCUGUACACAGCCUCAAGGACUUCAACUGCGGCAGAUUCGUAUGCAACCUUAAGAACAAUUUCAGCGGCGUCUGCGACAGUGGCUCCUCCUGCGUCCUCAAGAAUGUCAAAAGGAGCCGCUCCGUCCAUGACCUCCAGUACGUCAACUAAAGCAACGGUGGCCUCAAACCGGUCGAUGACAUGGCAGCCAGGUGCGCCCACCUCAAGAACGGUUAGAAUGACAACCCCACCUUUGUCUGCGAAAACAAGUAGUAGUCGUGCCGCGCCCACACGUCCAGCACACACCCAUGAUCUCCAUCCAUGUAGGUCGUCCAUCUUCAUUGAAGUUAAGUGCGUUGAGACCAAUUUAGUUACGUUGCAGUAA